UUGAGUUCACCAAAUCAUUUGAGUUGUGGGAAGGAAGUCCUGGCCUGACUGCACUAAGGCAUACUGUGGCAGACAUGGGUGACCCGUCCUGAGAGCCAGGGCCCAGGCUCAGCCCUGCUUGGAAAGUCUGCAGGCCAACCCUGGUGGGAGGGAGGUGGCUGGAUUCCCCUGUGUGCUUCAUGUGCCUGUUCCUGUUAUAGUCUGUCCUGCACCCUCCUCUCUCCUGUCUGACCUGAAGCUGCAGGAACAAGGGUCGUUAAUAGUGGGGUAUUUAGAGGGAGGACAGGGAGGAGAAACAAAGAAGACAAAAGCGGCAGCUGGGUCCAGCAGGUCUUGCAUGAGCCGAUUCUUAGGCCAAGCAGGUUUAUUAGGAAGUACAGCAUCAUAUAUACUAUUUGAGGUGUGGUGUGGACAGCCAACCUCAGCACAGAGCUAAGUCAGACAUGUGCAAAGAGAGAACAGGAUCCCUCGGACACAGCUGCCUUAGGACUGAUAACCACAGCCCAGGAGGAAGAGUCAGGUCCCCAGAAGCUACAACUUCAUUUCCUCCGAGGCACUGACUCCAGUGUCAGGCUGGCUUGGCCAAGUUCACUCUUAGACACGUCACAGAACUAAUGUUCCCUUUGUCCUUUCACCAGGGCCUAUGGGAAAGUCUUGGGUCACUCUAACCCCUCCCCACACUCUUGCCCAUUUGUCUCUUUGGUUUUCUCUUGGUAAUUUGUCCUUUCAGCUUAGUUGGCUCUGGAUUGUUCCUCCAUGUGGUGCCCAGGGACAAGAGACUUCCAAAUUCCUUCACAGGAUCUAGCUUGAACUCAGACUGAGCUCUUGAGUCCCCCUCAGUGCUGCAUCUCCUCACCUCACCUUCCGUCACAGUAAUGUCUGAAGGACUGAUCUCCUUAUAAUAGGACACUAGAAAAGUAAGAAGCUAAGGAACGCAGAAUAGUGAGUGUCCUGCACACUCCACCCCUGCAUCCUCCAUCCCUGUCUUCCUAUCCUCUCAUGUUCCUGUCGCUGAAAUCCCAACACCCCUUUCCUGCAUCCCCCAACCCUUCUCCCUUGACUAGCAUCCUCUUAGCAUGCCAGCUAUAAACUCGAUAUACUGUAUCCCUCUAUCUUCUUGCUUUCCCAUCCCUACAUUUCCCACCCUCCAUUCUCCAGAUGCCCACCUUCCCACUCCUCCCUCUCUAUCACUUUCCAUGGCUAGGACUGAGCCAAGUCUUUGCUGCUGUGGUUCUCCAAAGUUAGAGGCCUGGAUCUCCUGUCUGCUGGUGGUGGAAGAAACUGUGCCCUCCUCCAGGAAUAGCGCUGCUUCUGCACCAACAAACCCAAGCUGUUAGAGAGGUCAAAGACUUAAUUAAGGAGCAGACAAAGAAUCAGUGACAGUCAUCUUCCUAAGGACGGCUUUUGUUCCCUCCCACUCUGGCUCCUCCCCUUGGUCUCUCCAUUCCUCCUUAUCCUCACACUUCCACUUUCCCUGUCCUUUAAAAGAUUUACACAAGUUCCUCCUGGAUCAAAUCACUGCCAUCACUAGGUCCACACUAGGACAAUGGCUCUCCUAGUUAAGAGCUUACUGGGUCCCCUGUCCUUAGUGUCAUCUUACACUGUAGCUCUGACUAUUAACUGUUUUCUAAGGUUUCUCCAGAAGUAAAUGGUGGUAAUCACAUGAUCCAUUGCAGCAGAACAAGUUAAAACUCUUUUCCUGGUUCAUGAAGUCACCCUAGCCUACACCCCCUUAAGCCCUAGGUAAGAGACUAGCCCUACCUCCAUCACCACCACCCCCACAACACACACACACACACACACACACUGGCAGGAAGCAGCCAAUGAGAGAAUACAUCCCCAUUCCUUUUAUUUGUCCUCAGUGUCAGAUAAAUGACCAUAAUGACCUAAAAGAAGAAACCUUAGACAAGCUGAGAGACCCCGACUCAGCAUAACAGCACAACUGCCUGACAGGAACUUCCACUGGCAUUAUUCAUGACACCAUAGAGAACACACCACUGCUAAACUCCCUCCCAGAGUUCCCUCAUCUGCCCUUUAAAGCCCAAGCCCUGCACCUGGACACACAGUCUCCAUCCCCAGGAGAGCCUGGGGUCCUUCAGGUGUCCUGACCAGAGGACAAUCGGUCCCUGUAGAGGCUGCUCUGCUCUUCCUUUUAGUUCUAGGUCUCCUGCAUCAGUUCCAAUCAAACACCCAUUUCCAGAGCAGAAAUGUCCAGCAAAGACAAGGAUCCACUGGCCUGCUCGGAGCAACAAGAGAAGGGAGACGUGAAACAGGACCAGUUGGAGCUGCACAGCCAAGCAUCAUCUGGGGACUCUAUCACCAUGGAAGCAGCUCAGCCCAAGAAGGCGAGCGAUACAGAGGAGGCUCAGCAUAAGGGCCAACAGGACUUGGACCUCAUCCGCAAAAGGAGGAAACGGAAGGUCCAGGAGCUGCAGCAGAUCAAAGCCCAGGCAGAGAACUUGAUAAUAGGUUCAGCAUUCAUACCCUAUGUGGAUUCCAGAACCAACCAAGGCUCCUCAGGGCAGCUCAGCUUGCAGCAUGGAGAUCAGAGACCAAAUCAAAUGUCAGCUAUUCAGAUUGGUAACUUGGAAAGUGACAAGUCUGGAUUCACAAGCAAAGGUUCAACAAUCACACCCUAUGUGGAUCCCACUACCAACCUAGGCUUUUCAGGAAUGCUCAGAUCAUGGCAUGGUCAUUGGAGAACAAAAAACACAAUAUAUACUGAGAUUGGUAACUGGGAACCUGACAAGUCUGGAUUCACAACCAAAGACACAACAAUCACACCCCAUGUGGAUCCCACUACCUGCCAAGGCUCCUCACAACAACUGAGCACACGCCUUGUGAAUUUCAGACCAAUGCUGAUGUCAGGAAUCACUUCAGAAGAACAUCAAAAUGAAAGAAGAGAGAAUCUUGACCAAACCGAAUCCUUGGAAACAGAGGAUUUGCUCCAAAAUUUCACACAGCUACUACUUCUACAAAAAUCUUGCCCAAGAGGCUGGGAGAGUCUGGUUAGGGAAAGCUGGCAUGAAUGUGUAGCAGAAGAGAGAGGACAUCUGAUUGAGAUCCAAGACUUAUUUCGCUCAAGCCCAGAUACCCAGAAGAGGCCUAAAUUAGUCGUGGUAGAAGGGGUUGCUGGGAUUGGGAAGUCAAUGCUGGCCAGGAAGAUGAAGAGAGCAUGGGAGGAAGGCCAGCUCUACAGGGAUCACUUCCAGCAUGUCUUCUACUUCAGCUGCAGAGAGCUGGCCCAGUGCGAGAAGCUGAGUCUGGCUGAGCUCAUAGCAAAAGACCAGACUGCACCCAGAGCUCCCAUUAGGAAGAUCCUGUCUCACCCUGAGAAGCUGCUCUUCAUCCUGGAUGGCAUAGAUGAGCCAGCAUGGGUCUUGGAGGAGCAGAAUCCUGAGCUCUGUCUGCACUGGAGCCAGCCACAGCCUGUGCACACACUGCUGGGCAGUUUGUUCGGGAAAUCCUUACUUCCUGGGGCUUCCUUGCUGCUCACAGCUCGAACCAUAGAUCUCCAGAAGUUCAUUCCUUCCUUGGAGCAGCCACAUUGGGUGGAAGUCCUGGGCUUCUCUGAGUCUGGACGGAAGGAAUAUAUCUACAAAUAUUUCACAAAGCAAAGAGAAGCAAUUACAGCUUAUAGCUUGGUUGACUCAAACCCAGUGCUCUCAACACUGUGUCUGGUGCCCUGGGUAUCCUGGCUGGUCUGCACUUGCCUGAAGCAGCAGAUGGAGCAGGGGAGAGACCUCUCACUGACCUCACAGACAACCACAGCUCUCUGCCUGAAAUACCUUUUCCAGACUCUCCCAGACAGUGCCCUGGGAACCCAGCUCAGAAGACUCUGCUCACUGGCUGCUGAGGGCAUCUGCAAAAGAAGGACUCUGUUCCGUGAGAUAGAUCUCCAGGAGCAAGGGUUAUCUGAGGAUGUCAUUGACACUUUCCUGGAGAUUGGUGUCCUUCAAAAGCAGCCCAGCUCUCCGAGAUACAGCUUUGCCCACUUGUGUCUCCAAGAGUUCUUUGCAGCAAUGUCCUGCAUCUUGGGAAAUAAUGAGGAGCAAUGUGGUGAUAUGGAAAACUACAGAAUUGUGGAAACACUGGUAGAAGUGUAUGGAAGACAAAACCUGUUUGAGGUGCCCACCAUACACUUCCUAUUUGGCCUUUUAAGUGAACAAGGGGUAAAUGCAAUGGGGAAGAUCUUAACUACCCGUUUGCCUCUGUACACCUUGUGGGAAAUGCUGGAUAAAGCCAGAGCAUUGCCCCAGUACCAACAUCUCUAUUCUCUGGGGUUGUUUCAUUGUUUUUAUGAGACUCAGAAUGAAGAGUUCCUGACACAGGUGAUGCACAAUAUUCAAGAAAAAAAGGCGUGUGAUCCGACAGAUAUGACACACCCAGUGUUCCAGACAAAUGUGAAGCACCUGGUGGUCCAGACAGAUGUGGAGCUCAUGGUGGUCACUUUCUGCAUUAAGUACAGCCACCAUGUGAAGAGGCUUCAGCUGAAUUGGGAUGGACAUCGGGGACCAACCCUGACAGCCCCCAGGAUGGUUCUGUCCAGGUGGAACCCUAUCACAGAUACUAGUUGGCAGAUUCUCUUCUUCACUCUUGAGUUCACAGAAAACCUGGAGGAACUGGACCUAAGUGGAAAUCCACUGAACAACUAUGCACUGUGGAGUCUUUGUAGGACCUUGAGAUGCCCUGGAUGUCACCUUAGGACAUUGUGGCUUGUCAACUGUGGCCUCACAUUCAGACACUGUGCAGACCUGGCCUCAGUGCUCAGGGCCAGCUCCAGCCUGACUGAGCUAGACCUGCAGCUGAAUGACCUGGGUGACCAUGGUGUGAGGCUACUGUGUGAAGAGCUCAAGAAUCCUGCCUGCAACCUCAGAAUCCUGUGGCUGGACCAGGCACCUCUCAGUGACCAGGUGAUGAUGGAGCUCAGUGCCCUGGAGGCAAAGACUCCACAGCUGCUCAUCUCCAGCACAUGGAAGCCACGUGUGAUGGACCCUACUAAGAACCCAGAUGGAGAAGAGAUAGGUGAUAGCCCGAUCUCAUACAAGCAACAGAGACUACAGUCAGAGGAGGGGUGCUCACAAUUUGCACCACUGGAGCCCUUCCAUCCGUCUUCUCCUGACUCUCCAAGAGACAAGUCCCUAGAAUCAAUGGGGACUGAAGAUGACUUCUGGGGCCCUACAGGACCUGUGGCUACUGAGGUGGUUGACAAUGAGAGGAACCUGUACCGAGUUCAGUUCCCUGUGCCUGGUUCCUACCACUGUCCCAACACAGGACUCCGCUUUGUGGUGACAAGGGCCGUGACCAUCGAGAUUGGAUUCUGUGCCUGGAGCCAACACCUGGACGAGACUCCCUUUCAGCACAGUCACAUGGUGGCUGGGCCUCUGUUUGACAUCAAGGCUGAGCAGGGAGCUGUGGCUGCUGUGCACCUCCCUCAUUUUGUGGCUCUCCAAGAGGGACAGGUGGACAUCUCCUGGUUCCAUGUGGCCCACUUUCAAGAACAUGGGAUGGUCCUAGAAACGCCAGCCAGAGUGGAGCAGCACCACACAAUCUUGGAAAACCCAAGCUUCUCCCCAAUGGGAGUUCUACUGAGAAUGAUUCCUGCUGUCAGACACUUCAUCCCAGUCACUUCCAUCACAUUGAUCUACUAUUACGUCAGUCUCAAGGAAGUCACCUUUCACCUCUACCUAAUUCCCAAUGACUGCACCAUUCGGAAGGCAAUUGAUGAAGAAGAAAUGAAAUUUCAGUUUGUUCGAAUAAACAAGCCACCCCCACUAGACUCUCUUUAUAUUGGCUCCCGCUAUACAGUGUCUGCUUCUAAGAAGCUGGAAAUCAUCCCAAUGGAACUAGAGCUCUGCUACCGGAGCCCUGGAGAAUCCCAGCUCUUCUCUGAGAUCUACGUUGGCCACAUGAAUUCAGGGAUUAAGCUGCAAAUCAAAGACAAGAAACAUAUGAGUCUCAUAUGGGAGGCCUUGCUGAAACCAGGGGACCUCAGACCUGUACUGCCCAUGAUUCCUGCAGCCCACAAAGAAUCUCCUGCCUCACUACACUUCCUGGACCAGCAUCGGGAGCAGCUGGUGGCCCGAGUGACAUCAGUGGACCCUCUCUUGGACAAGCUGCAUGGUGUGGCACUGAGUGAAGAGGAAUAUGAGGUAGUGCGGGCUGAGGCCACCAACCAAGACAAGAUGAGGAAGCUCUUCAGUCUCAGCAGGUCCUGGACCAGGGCCUGCAAAGACCAAGUCUACCAAGCUCUGAAGGAGACCCAUCCUUACCUGAUCAUGGACCUCCUUGAGAAGUCGGGCAGGAUCUCUGUGGGAUCCUGACAUCUUAGCGGCUGAGAGAGCACUCAACUCCAAAUGCACCAAAGACAUUAACACAGGACCUGAACCCCUGGAUCUGUUGGAAGGAAAGUGGGGAAAACACUUCCUUAUGAAGACAGAGGGAAGGCAUCUCUGAAGAGGACUCUGGUCAACAGGACAAACUGACAAAUGGGACAACAUGAAAUUAAAAGGUCAUAUUUUGGGACUCACCCAUGUUGGUGUCUGAGGACCACACAGCCAAUGGAGCUAUGCUAAUCUGGAUGGCCUGUGCUGCCACCUGGGUGGUCUUGGUGACAUCCAAGCCCAGGCUGUGAUGUAGGACUAUGUCUGGGUCCAUGGCCCUACCACAGCCAGGGUCUGGGUUGAUAUCCAUGGUUCCUGAUACCACCGAUAACAUCCAGGCCUGAGCUGCAGCUGGGAGCCUUGUCUGGGUCUGAGGUCCCACCACAGUCGGGAUCUCUAAUGUCUGGCCCGUGGUGCCACCAAAGACCACAUGGAUGCCCAGAGUCUAGGCUGCAUCCUCUGGCCAUGUUGGUGUUCAAGGACUGUGCCGCCACCAGGACCACACCAAUCUGGGUGGAUUGUACAGCCACAUGGGGCCAUGGUGUUGUUCUGGCCUGGGCUACUGCCAUAGGCCAUGUCUGGGUCCAUGGCCCAACAGCAGUCAGGGUCUGGGCUGAUGUCCAUGUUACUGUAGGAGGUCAUAGGAACUAUGGGUAUUGAAAUCCAAGGGCCGUGCUGAGCCAGCCCUACCCCUCACUGGUCCCAUAGCUUUUCCUGCCCUUUGCAGGACACUGCAGCAGCAGAGCUGGUCCUACCCCACCAUGGGAGAGCUGACCCCCACAGUCAGGAGAGAUGGCCCCAAUCCUCACCACAGGCAUGGGAGAGCUGGUCUUGAUGGCAUGGGCCUAGGAGAGUUGGCUCUGCCCCUCACCUGAGGGAGUGGUCCCAGUGGCCCAAACUGAACAGCUCAGCUACCAUCCAGACCCACACCCUGGGCCUUGGGUGGCCCACCCUAACAUCUGCCCCAUCUGUGACCUGCUGGAGUGCGUGAAGGGACUGGUCCUGUGGAACAUAGGCUCUCCAUGACUCGGGGCAACAUCAGGAUGUCCAAGAGGUGUUUCAAUGAGGUCCCAGUCAUGAUGGUGUGCCAGAGACCUUGAACCAGACAGAUGAUUCAUUACAAUGAACAUUUUGCAGGUGUGGGACAAAAGGAUAUACUGAGGGACACACUGCAACUUCCAAUGUCACUAGGAUGAAUGAAGAGGUGUUGGAAAGAUGGAGGAGGGAGGUGGGUUUUUUGUUUUGUUGUUUUGUUUAGUUUUGUUUUGUUUUUAAUUAAUUUGGGGAGGUAUGCCACCCAAGUGUUGGGUAGACAUGGAGAGACUGGGAGGAGAGCAGGA
This is a messenger RNA of Peromyscus maniculatus bairdii (prairie deer mouse), 7723 nucleotides long. Lineage: Eukaryota; Metazoa; Chordata; Mammalia; Rodentia; Cricetidae. The record is from RefSeq and is a predicted model, not a curated record.